AUGGAUCAUAUCGGAGCAGUGGAUGAAGCAAGCAAGGGAGCCAGCAAGUGGCGCCCAAGGCUUUUUGCACCUUGCCUUGCUUGGCCCCUUGGAAAGUGGGGCCCAAGGCUUUGGUGCCUUGGCUUGGGGCACCCCUCCCGUGGUCAUCUCGUCCUGCCUUGCCUUGCGAUCUGCUGCCUUUGCCUUCUAGUCCCUAACCUAACCUGGAUGAAGCAAGCAAGGGAGCCAGCAAGUGGCGCCCAAGGCUUUUUGCACCUUGCCUUGCUUGGCCCCUUGGAAAGUGGGGCCCAAGGCUUUGGUGCCUUGGCUUGGGGCACCCCUCCCGUGGUCAUCUCGUCCUGCCUUGCCUUGCGAUCUGCUGCCUUUGCCUUCUAG
Molecule: messenger RNA, 375 nt
Organism: Ilex paraguariensis (yerba mate)
Lineage: Eukaryota; Viridiplantae; Streptophyta; Magnoliopsida; Aquifoliales; Aquifoliaceae
Source: the annotation of a GenBank genome assembly